AUGCUCCGUCGCGCCGCGCAGGUCGGGGCUCGCGCCUUCACCCGCGCCUCCUCCACGGCUGUGGUCUCCGCGAACACGGAGUCGUUUGCACAAAAGGCCUGGCGCUGGGUGGACGUCACAGGCUUCUACACCAAGUGGCACUCCCGCCGCGCCUGGAUCCUUGACAUGGAGCCCCAGUCCCGAGCAUCAUCGAUUCUGGUCACCGAGUACGAGAGGAAGCUCCUGCUGUGGCUUACAUGGGUGAACUUCUUCUACAUCCCGAUCAGCGUGUGGUAUUGGUACGGCCAGUUCACUCAUUUGUCCUCGAAGCCGCCGGUGCCGCUGAUGCCUGAGUACCAGUACAUGAACGGCCGCAAACGCGACUUCUCCCAUGUGGGCGGCCGCUGGAACGACUGCAAGGUUCUAGACGGCAUGAAGGGCUUUCCCUGGAAUGUGUAG
Symbiodinium natans is the source of this 438-nucleotide messenger RNA. NCBI's taxonomy places the organism in Eukaryota, Dinophyceae, Suessiales, Symbiodiniaceae. The record is from the annotation of a GenBank genome assembly.